AUGGCACGAUUUGCACAGCAGCCCUUUGAUUUCUACCAACAAGCCCCCGCCGCCGCCCUUGAGACAAAACCCGCUUUCUCGGAAGAGGAUGACAUGAGCGUGCUGGACGACAAGAUCCUCGACUCCAACCCAGAGGUUGCCUCUAUGGCCGACCCUCGCCGGCCGUCGUAUGAUCACAGCAAUGCCGAUGGUCUGACUUAUCGAGAACAGCCAGUCUGGGGCGACUUCACACAACAGCAGCAACAGCAGCAGCAUUCACAGCAACAACAUUCACAACCCCAGUCGCAUCCAUCUCGGCAGGACUCGGCCAUGUACGAUUCAGGCAAUCAGUUCAUGCGAUUAGACACCGCCCAGGCGAAUGCCGCGUAUGCGCAAGCCCAAGCCCAAGCGCAGCAGGCUUCCUGGCCCAUGUCGCGGGGCUCUGGCUCAUGCACGCCGACUCCCGUGUAUGAUCAGUUCUCGCAGGACUUCAACGACGCCAACUCUGCGGGGGCAUUUUCCGGGGGCGCCGUGGGCCCGAUCUCGUCCAUCAACUAUGCGCAGAUCGCGUACCGUGGUAAUGUGUUCGGCGCUCCCGGCGGCGUGGCCAUGUCCCCGCAGUCGAGCCAAGGAUGGAUGCCCUCAUCCGACAUGGGCGACGGGCGGCCAACUCGGAGCCCAACGUAUCGCACCGACUCGAAUCUACAUCUCCGGCGCGACGGCAUUCGCAAGAAGAACGCCCGGUUUGAGAUUCCUGCGGAACGCACCCUCAAUAACAUCGACCAGUUGAUUGCGCAGUCAAAUAACGAGGAGGAAAUCAAGGAGCUCAAGCAACAGAAGCGUCUUCUGCGGAACAGGCAGGCCGCUCUCGACUCCCGUCAACGAAAGAAGUUGCACACCGAGAAGCUGGAGGAGGAGAAGAAGCACUUCACUAACGCCAUCACCGAUCUGGAAGAAGCUCUACAGGCAUCGAAGAUCCGUGAAGCUGAGCUUCUCCGUGAAAAAGGCGAGUGGCUAUCCACGCAGCAGCAAUGUAAUCAAUACAUCGAGGCCUUGCACAUGCAAAAAGACGAACUCAUUCGCACGCACACUCUGGAAACAGCAGAGCUGCGCAAGAAGAACAACAUCCUCCGCGAAGCAAUGGAGAAGAUGGAGCAGCAAUUAAAAACAUCCAACCCGACCACCUUCACCACCGAGUUUGGCGAGUUCGAGAACAUCCCCAUGGAAAGCAGUCCUUGGGAGGACUUUUCCAUGGUCAACGAGAUGUCGCUCGACGCCGAGCCCGUUGCUGUUCCUGACAACUCCCUGUCGCUGGUUCCUAUCAAGACGGAAAAGACCGACAAAGUCAUCAACCAGGCCGACUACCCCUUCAGCUGGAACGCGUUCUACAUGUGCCUGCUCUUCGGCGCCUUCAUCGCCUCCAACAGUGCCUCGUUGUCCUCUGCCGCUUUGCCCAAGCUUUCCGACGAGUAUCGCGCUGAAUCUGCAAAUGUCUUGAAGGCGGUUCUCGCCUCUGCACCUUCUGAUGUCACCAACCCCUCCACUCACACUGCUUCCACUCAUCUCCCUACCACCAUUUCCGGCGCCGAAAUGGCACACAUGGCCACUCCUUCCCAAGCGCAGCCCCAACCCUCACCCCUCGAACAACUCCACACCAACCUCGCUAUGCCCACCAAACAGCAAGAAAACGAGCAAGUCUUUGCGCUGAACCCAGAGCAAUACAACGCCCUGACUACGUUCGAAGAUGACAUUGACUUCAAGCCUCCCCAACAACCAUCAAACCUCCAACAAGCGCUCGCGGCAAUGCGCAGCAAUGGCGCACAGCAACGGGCUCUCGAGGCAAGGGGCACAUCCGAUGUGUACUCACGGUCCUUAUUAUGGGAUCGCGUGCCGGAGAAAGUAGUCCGCGAUUUCAAGCGUAUGGUUCGCGAGUGUGGACAAAGCAGUUAA
Messenger RNA from Talaromyces proteolyticus, 1929 nucleotides. RefSeq lists its product as uncharacterized. The transcript has 2 exons. Gene Ontology annotation, biological process: regulation of DNA-templated transcription. Gene Ontology annotation, molecular function: DNA-binding transcription factor activity. The coding region runs from base 1 to 1929 and encodes 642 amino acids. NCBI's taxonomy places the organism in Eukaryota, Fungi, Ascomycota, Eurotiomycetes, Eurotiales, Trichocomaceae. The record is from RefSeq and is a predicted model, not a curated record.